Peniophora sp. CBMAI 1063 is the source of this 2142-nucleotide messenger RNA. The record is from the annotation of a GenBank genome assembly. Lineage: Eukaryota; Fungi; Basidiomycota; Agaricomycetes; Russulales; Peniophoraceae.
AUGCCCGUCUACGCACGAGUUGGCACCCGCGCCCACCGCGCAGGCUCGACGCGAGGGCGUGGCCGCCCGACAAAUGCAGGUCCAGCUCAAGUGAAAUCAAUAUUGGAGGACAUCGGAGAGUACCGCGCGCUGAAGGCCGGGAAUGCCCCGCAGAAUGACAUUAGCACCGCGAUCAACAAGACGGCGCGAAAGCUCAUAGGGCUUUAUGGUUGGGAUGAUCCGCUUCGCGCGCAGAAGGAGACGGAGCGCACGGAGAGCGGCGACUUAUCGCUGAGUGAGGAGGAGCAGAAACGCAGAGAUAAUGUAGUCAAGAAAGUCCGCAGAGAAAUCAGUAAGAUCUGGCGUAAGAACAUGCUCGUUGGGUGUCCAGUGACGACGGUCAAGCCAGUCGCGGAGAUUGCAGAGUUGAUCCGGCUCUUCGCGACGAGACCUCGUCGAAAGCAGGCGUACAAGAUCUGGGCAAAGUCUCACGCUCGCCCUGAACUGGAAGCCGAGGUAGAUUCUCGCCUUGCUUCCAGGACACAAGAUACGUCGACAGGCACCGCCACCCCUCCCCGUGUAUCCAUGUGGAACACGGUUGCGUCUGAGUGGUUCAAGGCGUCGAGCAUAGAAGAGCAGACAUUGGCUCGUAAGGAAGCCCAACGGAUCCACGCAGAGGCCAUUGAAAGGUGGGAUGCGAGUGCCUCCGCGGUCCCGAUGUCGCCCGAAGAAGCUAUCGAGUUCAUGGAGGCAUCGCAAGUCUUUUUGGGUGAUCUCAUGCACUUUUUCGCCAACCGUGCUUCUGGAAUCGCCGUCUUGUUCAUUGGCGGUCCAUCUGGCUCAAGCCUAGUGUCCGAGGGUGUAUGCGAUGUUCCUGGACAACCUAAGUUACUGUACUCAGAAGCGAACCCGAGUGCAUGCGGACAAUUCAAGGACCAAUUAGAUAAGCAAGUGCGACUGUUGAACGAGACCAAGUGGCCUCAAGCACCCAACGUGGAUCAUUAUAGCUCUGGUUUCGCCCCUACUGACGAAGAGCAGGAAGUAACGGCAAGAAGAGAUGGGGAAGAGAUGGAGGCGAACGUCGAUGCUCAUGAUGAAGGCAGUGAUGAGGAUCAGAGCGAUGACGAGAGCAGCAUCACGUUUGCGGGGAGGGCGAGCGAGCUCGAGUUCAUAGUCCCACAGCCUUCGGCCAGGGUCGAACGCCAGUGCGCGGCUCAAAGCACACCCUCGGCUGAUCUUGAUGGCGCCGCAUCCCCUCAUCAUCCUGCUUCGUUUGUCACCGAUGGAGUGGACCCCUGGAAUGAUUAUGACAUAGGUAACCCGGACAUGGCGGUUCCUGAAGAUCUCAGAAGGCGAGACUACGAUAUACGAACAACGGUGACCCCAUUCGCACCUCGUAUAACAGGCUAUGGUACGCGCUCUGGUGUACAUCCGGCAGGCUAUAACGAAGCCUUCCACUCUGCCAUAGCUAAGAUCUUACCGUACAAGGCGUGGUUAGAGGAGUCAAACACAAUAAACUUCUUCAAGGCGGUCCCAACCAAGCUUUCGGGUAAGGUAGAUGAGGAUGUCGCAUGCGCUCUAAGUUUGGCAUAUCUGAAAUAUGAGUCGAGCAAGGCGGAUGAGAUGGCUUUGACGAUGAGGAAGAUACAAACCACAACCGAAGCAGUAGCCGUUGAACAGCCAAGAUACAUGUUCGACUUGCACUUGCGCGACUUUACGUCACGAUGGAAUGGGAGGGCCACCUACGGGGAGAAUAGAACCACCGCGAAGAUGGACGCAGACGUCAAUGUUACAUUGCCCCGUCAAUGGGCAUUACUUCAGCCACAAGAACGCCUGGAUAGACAAGGGCAGGUAUGCGUGACAGCUGACUCUAGCAUGAACUGGCGCAAUGCUUUGUCUCCCGGCUUGGAAGGCAUUCGCAUUCUUGUGGUGACGCUGCUGGUAUGGGCUUGGAACAUCAGAGGAGAUGAGGAGCGGUCGGAAUGGUCGCGCCUGGCAUCUGAUGUGUCGCAAGUAUUGCACGUCUUGACUGAGAAGGUCGGUAUUCUCGAAACAGAUAGUCCGAUAAGGCACAAUGGAGAUCAUGGUGUGAACGGACGCCAGAGGUCUGGACGCCAGGGGAAGAAGAGUGCCAAGCUUCGAGCAAUGGAGGGCGAUGAAUGA